CGGGUGUUUUAAAAGUGCGGAAAGAAAGGCGGAAAAGUGCAGUUGAUACUGCAGUUGGGGGUUCCUUUUGGAAAAGAGCAUCUUCCAGUGGUUGACAAACCAGUUAAAUCGAAGUCACUUUUAAGGAGUUACUUCAUCUAGAACAAACCAAUCCGCCAUGGGUCUCAACGGCUGUUGUUCGUGCGUCAAAUAUCUGAUGGUCCUUAUAAACAUUUUAUUCUGGCUCAUCGGCCUGACCAUCGUGAUCACCUCCGUUUGGAUGCUGACAGAUCCCACAUUCAUGCUGUCGAUGACACAAUCCUACAAUCACUAUCAUAUAGCCCUAUACGUUUUCCUCGCCAUCGGCAUACUGAUCACAUUGGGCGCAUUCUUUGGCUGUUGUGGAGUCUGUCGGGAGUCGCAAUGUCUGCUGGUUUCGUUCUUCUGUGUCAUACUCAUCGUGAUGGUGGCACAAAUUGCAGCCGGGGCAUGGGCCUUCCACAACAAAGACAAGCUGGAUGACAUCGUGCGGGCGGCGGUCAAGUCGUCGGUUCAGGAGGAAUACGGCCAGUCGACAAUGAGUUCACGCACCGUCACCUUCGAUACGCUGCAAAAGAAUUUGAAAUGCUGCGGUGCCGAUGGACCUGGCGAUUGGGCCACGAGUCGUUUUAAUAAUGUGGAUCGCACAAAUAUUGUGGAGAUCGCUGUGUCUUCCAUGAAUGUCUUCUAUAACAUACCCGAAUCCUGCUGCAAGGACAAUCUGAAGGAUAACGAGUGUGAGCUGUCGCGACGGCUAAAAUUCGGUGGUCCAUUGAACAAUGCCAUUUAUCAACAGGGCUGCGUGGACAAACUGAUUGAGAUCAUUUACGAGAACUGGGUCACCAUUUUCGCCGUCACUGCCGCCGUCAUUCUGCUGGAGCUGCUGUCCCUCACAUUCGCCCUGAGCCUGUGCUGCGCGGUGAGGAAUCAGCACUACAAGGCCUGAGAAUUACAGAACUCCCAUAGGGAAAUCACCGACGAUGAGAAGUACUAACAAACCAAAUCGAAACGGAUGCAUAGCGAGCGUUAUUACUGAAUGAAGACGUGUGUGCGAAUGGGGGAAAAGCAUUUAGCAGCGAAGGCUAGCGAGAUAAUGUCCGGUGUUCCCUGGUCAAUACUUUAACAACAACAACAACACAACUGACAACAACACAAUUUUGUAGUACUUUUAACAAGAAGACAAGCGAAAACAAGAACAACAACACGGGAAAGCUGAGCAAUUGUAUUUGAGAUGUAUGAACUUUUUGGAAUUUGUGGAAUGUUUUUAAAUCACAAUCUCCACAGGAGUCUCGAAAUCGACUUUGUAUGAACUUCAUAUGCCAGCAGAGCAAAAACAAAAGAACACUUUUUUAACAAAAUAUUUCUACCACAAGAAAAACAAAACACAGACAGUAAACUCCAUAUAUGUGAGAGCAACAUAAGCAGCUCCAUAAUACUUAGCCUAGCGAAAAAGUUUCGAAUUCAUAGAUACAUACUAUAUAUUAAAUAUAUAGAUCAAAGCAUAAGCACAAAAGUAUAAUGUUAAAUGCCAAAACAAAUGGAAUAAUGUAUAAAAAAGAAAAAACAAUCAAGUUUCUUUUAACACUUAUUUCCCCGUAUAAGACUUUCGAAUCGAUUAGCAAUUUGGUUUUUCCGCGGCCAUUUCUGUAUGCUAGCACAAUGCCAAAAUAUGAAUUCAUAUAUACGUAUGUAACAUAUGAUAACAGCAUUCCACAAGAAUGAGAAUGAUUGACAGAUUUUUGUUCUGGUUAAAACGCAUUGCCAUCCAAAGACCCAGCCCAAAAUAUAUAUUUUCAAAUCACUUCUUAACCUUGUGCAAAAUGUUGUGCUAAAAAUCGAAUAACAUUCAAUUCGUAGAGCUUCGCGAAAUUAAAUGCCAAAUAUUUUAUGUAUUUACAAAAUUGUAAUUUAAUUUAUUUAUGACCUAUUUAUUUGAGCAUAAGCAAGGAGCAAAAACAAAAUGUUAGAAAAUAUUAAGUAAGUGUUGUCCAUUCUGUUGACAAAAGGCAUUCUGUACAUUUAUAACUCAUACUAUCCCCGAGCAGUAAAUUGGUCCACAUUUGUAUAACCUCACAGUGGAUAU
Molecule: messenger RNA, 2101 nt
Organism: Drosophila takahashii
Lineage: Eukaryota; Metazoa; Arthropoda; Insecta; Diptera; Drosophilidae
Gene: Tsp96F
Product: Tetraspanin 96F
Cellular component (GO): plasma membrane
Source: RefSeq, a predicted model, not a curated record